UGGUACACUCCAAACAAAGCGGUGAGCGCGUGAGCGACUGAACCGAGCUCGAACCACGGGUGUGAACGGAAGCGGGUUCGGGUCAGUGGCGCUCCCUGAGGAGAGAAACUGUUAAACCGGAUCAUGAUUCAGAGCAAAAUUGUUCGUUUCUGCAAAGGCUAGUGCAUCUGUUUGGUUCUGCAUCCGUGACUGUGUGCGUAAGGUGUGAAGGAAAGCUGGAAUUCACCUGUUAUGGUUCUCUUGAAUAGAAAAAAAUGGCCGUGAAAUUCGGCAGAGGUGUUCAAAUGAAAUGACGGGAUUACAGGAUACCGCGCAAAAUGAUGCUGAGGUUGAAACUCCAAUAGACGCAUCAGCACCGUGUAGGAAAUGAACAACUCCUGAUGAGCGGAGGAGGUGAGCAGCAUGGCAAUGGCAUAACAGUGUUAUCUAUCUUGGUGUUAUGCCUAGAGUGUUGGAGAAGACAGGAGGGGUGAGCACUGAUCAUUAAAAACAAGAAAAGAAAAAUGCAAGGUAAAUAGUCUUGGAUGGGAAAUUCCUCUUGACCUUUUCUGACCCACCCAUCCUCAUUAUUGUCUCCCCCAACUCUGACUACUACAACGUCUCCCACUUGACCAUCAUGACCUCCACAGCCCAGCUGCUGGCUUUUAAGCUCGCCCCACCAUCUCAGGGUGGGAGCGAAAACAGUUUUUUUAGCUGUGAUGAAGAGAUCGAGCGGCGUUAUGAAGUUGUUCCUUCUGUCGUCUGCUCCAUGUGCUGCCUCUUCGGCAUCAUCUAUUGCUUCUUCGGCUAUCGGUGUUUUAAGGCUGUAAUGUUCCUCACCGGCCUGAUGUUCGGCUCCAUCAUUAUUUUCAUGCUGUGCUACAAGGAACGAGUGAUGGACACACAGCUCAGCGUGGAGGCCAGUGUGGGCAUUGGGCUGGGCAUCGGGACACUGUGUGGCCUCGUCACCAUGCUGGUGCGCAGCGUUGGGCUCUUCAUGGUGGGCCUACUGCUGGGCUUGCUGGUGGCACUGGCCUCCUUGGUAGUGUUGGAGGAGUUCUACCACCCACGCACGGUGUGGCUUCCGCUGGGCGUGCUGCUCGGUUCAGGCAUGCUUUUCGCCGUGCUCACCCUGCAGUGGCAGCGCUGCUUCACAACACUCUCCACGGCUGUGUUCGGCUCAGCCAUCGUCACCGUGACUGUGGAUUAUUUUGUGGAGCUGUUCGCACUCACACACUACAUCUAUGAAAGGGUGAAGGUGGCCCCGGCUCAGCCUGUGUGUUGGUACACGUGGGUGGUGAUGGGCGUGUGGCCUGUGCUUGCCCUGUUGGGCGUCCUCAUUCAGUGGAAGGUGACUGCAGAUGGAUAUUCGCAUACCGAAGUGUUUAUCAGUCAUCAGCAGAGGCGGCUGCAGCUGAUGAAGAUUCGCCAGAAGGAGGAGAGAAGAGAGAGCAGAAAAAAGAAGAAGAAACAACAACAGAAACCUCAGCAGCAACAUCAGCAGCAGAAACAGAAGCCAAAAUAUCACCAUCCUCCCCAGUCUAAUCCUCAUACCACCAACCCACCUGCAAAAGUCCAGCCUCAAGAACCCACGUAUCGCAGGAAACCCAACCCCACACGCCGCUAUGAUGGAGAUGUACUCUCUCCGAGCUAUAUUCAGCAUUUUCGGGACAGACACGUGGACAGACGAGGCUACUCUCAUGGCAGACUGAUCAGCGGCUCUCAUACAGUGGAUAUAGACUAUGACUGCGGCUCUCAGGUCCCUCUGACCGCCCAUACAGGACCAGCAGUGAGAGUGUGAUCCUGCCCCCUUGUGUUCAGUUUGGUGUUCCAACCAGGCCUGUUUCUACUGUAUGCUGUCCUCAGUUCAGAGUCUCAAAGGAGAAGAAGUAUUUAUACAGGGGACUCACAUGCCAUUUGUUAUAAGUGAUGCACUGGGGAGAAUAGUUUUUGCCAAUAGCCUUAUUUAUCAGGGCUCUGACCGAAAUGGUUUCUCUUUUCCUAGAUUGAAAUUGUGUACUGUUGAGGUUGUGUGCAUAAUUGUGUGUGUGUGUGUGUGGGUAGGUGGCCCUCCAGACCUUUAUUUGACUGCACACCUUCCCUUGGCAAACAGAAUGGGCUCACUACUGCAGCAGCCAUUUUAAAGAUUGGACAUUAUUCAGGCUGUGCGGUGGACCAAAUACGGCACGGCUCUGAAGCCUUGCUAUCCGCAUAAAUCAUACACGUUUACGCACAAACAGCAUGUUUAACAGCAGCAGACUUUAUGACUCAUGCAGUACAGAAAUAUGCCCAGUUAUGGAAAUGCACUCUAUUCACAGAUUGUUGUUUACAGUACAGAUGAGGCCAUAGGUACAUUUUACACCAGAAGAAAACUGUAUGCUUGAUUUUUCAGGACUAAUGGUCUGAUUCUGUGCGCUCCUUCAAGGAAAGGCUCUUAAGGGGGCCCUUACUGAAUCAUAUUCUGCCAAGCAUGUGUAUGAGCCGGUGUUUGUUUUAACCUGGUCAGGUGAUUUUUGGGUGUUUGAGGCAUUGUUUAUUGUCUAAUUAAGACCAAAUUUAGCUCUAAUUAUGUCCCAUACGGCUUAGUUAAAGCUUCGUGCAGCGACUCUCAUUAGACCUGCUGGGGAUAAGGCAUUACUGGAUUACCCUGAUGAUGCAGGUAACACUGUGAACACUGCGGGAGUUUUUAUACAAAUGAUUUAAAGUGUCCUUGUCUACUGUGACAGUUUUUCAAUGAGACCAAGGUAUUGAUUGAACAAGAGUGAAGAUUUAUAGUAGUGGACCAGCCACAUUAAACAGGGAUUACAUAUGUUCAUGUGUGUUUGAGAGUGAGUGAGUGUGUUUCUGUGUUUGUGUAUGUUUCUGGGGAGAAGAAUGUGCAUGUGUAUGUAGGAGGGGUAUGGAAAAGGAGGUCAAUGUGAUAAUUUGUGUUAUUUGAAUUUGUUUACAUCCUGCCUCUUCCGCUGGUCGAUGUGUCAUUUAUUUUCCGGUCUUGUCCGAUCUUGGAACUGUAAAGAACUGAAACACUCAGCCUCGCUCUGUUUACUGUCUUUUACCACUGCAGCAUCUGUUGCCCCUGGACAUUUUGUACAUUUAGUUGAAUGCUGAACAUAUUUGUACAUAUUAUACCACUAGUGUCAUGAUUUGUAUUGUGUAUUUUUCUCUGAUUAAUACUUAAUUACAUCUGAAUGCUGAUGCAGUGUCAUCAUGUGUCUGCUGGGUCUAUUUAUAUUUCAGCAUUUUUGUUGUCUAAAAAUGACUGUUGGAUGAAGUGGGUCAGAAGGAGAUGAUGAGCCUAUGUUGCUUAUUAUGAUUAUGAUGAUGAUUAUUAUUAUUGCAUGUAUUUGUAUAAACAUGAGUAUGAUAAAAUGCUUCUAAAAACUUUA
This is a messenger RNA of Silurus meridionalis, 3365 nucleotides long. RefSeq names its product transmembrane protein 198a (gene tmem198aa). Gene Ontology annotation, cellular component: plasma membrane; cytoplasmic vesicle. The transcript has 6 exons. Bases 617 to 1780 code for a protein of 387 amino acids. Gene Ontology annotation, biological process: positive regulation of canonical Wnt signaling pathway. Lineage: Eukaryota; Metazoa; Chordata; Actinopteri; Siluriformes; Siluridae. The record is from RefSeq and is a predicted model, not a curated record.